UGCGGGCAGCCCCUCUGCCCGGGGCGGGGCGGAGCCGUGGGGCGGGGGCAGCUCAUCCUGCGCUCCCGCCGCGCCUCGGUAGGCAGCGCCGCAGCCCCGCGGGCGGAGAGCGCGGCACCCCCUGCACCGCAUCGCGCCGAGACCGGCCCCGUCUCUGCCCCGCCGCCGCGAUGAGGAGCCGCGCCUGGGGAGCCGCGCCGUGCCACGUACCGUGGCUCGGCCAUGGACGAGGUCUCUUCUAUGGACAUUGAACUCCCAGCUACCUAUGCCUAUUGCCUGUGAUGGAAGAACUUGAUGUUAAUGUGAGUUCGAGUGAGGGCUUUGGCGUAGCGGAGAAGAUCGUGCUGCUCACCUUCAUCUCCGCCGUUAUACUGAUGGCCAUCCUGGGGAACCUGCUGGUGAUGGUGGCCGUGUGCCGGGACAGGCAGCUCAGGAAAAUCAAGACCAAUUAUUUCAUUGUUUCCCUUGCCUUUGCGGACCUGCUGGUGUCAGUGCUGGUGAUGCCGUUUGGAGCCAUUGAGUUGGUUCAGGACAACUGGAUCUAUGGAGAGAUGUUCUGCCUGGUCCGGACAUCCCUUGAUGUCCUGCUCACCACAGCAUCAAUCCUGCACCUCUGCUGUAUCUCGCUGGACAGGUACUAUGCUAUCUGCUGCCAGCCUCUGGUUUACAGGAACAAGAUGACUCCAUUGCGCAUUGCUGUAAUGCUUGGAGGGUGCUGGGUAAUCCCGACAUUUAUUUCUUUCCUCCCUAUCAUGCAGGGCUGGAAUAGCAUUGGCAUCAUUGAUCUGAUUCAGCAAAGGCAGUUCAACAAGGCUUCCAACUCCACCUACUGCAUAUUCAUGGUCAACAAGCCAUACGCCAUUACCUGUUCCGUGGUGGCCUUCUACAUUCCCUUCCUCCUGAUGGUGCUGGCCUACUACCGCAUCUAUGUCACGGCCAGGGAGCAUGCCCGGCAGAUCCGGGUGCUGCAGCGUGCGGGGGCCCCCACCGACGGCCGGCAGCACCACCCAGACCAGCACAGCACGCACCGCAUGAAGACUGAGACCAAAGCUGCCAAGACCCUGUGCAUCAUCAUGGGGUGCUUCUGCUUGUGCUGGGCGCCCUUCUUUAUCACAAACAUAGUGGACCCUUUCAUAAACUACACCGUGCCAGGGAAGCUGUGGACAGCUUUCCUGUGGCUGGGCUACAUCAAUUCAGGGUUGAACCCUUUCCUCUACGCCUUCCUGAACAAGUCUUUCAGACGUGCCUUCCUCAUCAUCCUCUGCUGCGGUGAUGAGCGAUACCGAAGGCCUUCCAUCUUGGGGCAGACGGUCCCCUGUUCCACCACCACAAUAAAUGGAUCAACUCAUGUACUAAGGUACACUGUUUUACAUAAUGGGCAUCAUCAGGAACAUGAGAAACUUCCCAUCCACAAUGACCCUGAAUCCCAAGAGUCCUGUUUCUAGUCACACUCCUAGACGAGGAGUAGCUCAGCUGAAGGGACAGAUUCCUUUAGGAUAACCAAAGGAUUCAUGGACAUCAGGACUUUAUGAAAACUUGUUCAUCUGCAUUGUCAUGGUGCCUCCUGCCCUGACUUCACAUGAAUGUCCAGCUGCAUGGGGGUAGAUAGAUGGAGGCAUGGGAAGGUACAUGAACAGAAUGGCUGAAGAGACUUUCCUGUAUCUAUCUGCAAGGACAGCUGGGCUAUAUGACUGCCUCAGAGCCUUACUCCAGGAGUGAGCUGAUAUCCGUCAAUGUAAGGAAACAACACAGAUAGAUACAAACCACCCAGUGCAUGGACUUCUGUUAUUCCUUUCCAGCUGCCAUCUGUGCACAAGCCACCUCUGUUCUGUGAUAUGACCUUAAAGAUUACAAGUUCUGGGUAAAGCCCUAACACAAUGUGAGACUCAGUGCCCGCUUUAUCUGUGCAAGAUCCUGCCCAACGGUGACUGGAUGCUGUCGGGAGAGAAACAGCACUAUGUUUUCUUUAGCAAAAUAAAAGGAAAUGUUUGCCCUUUGAUUACAGUUACCGGUGAAAGGUCAGCAUGAGCUGCUGGUUCACCCUACCCUUUAGAGCUUUCUUUGUAAAUACUUUACUGUGUUUCCUGGCCAAGUUCUUUGGUAGAAGAUUCAUAGGGUGUAUAUAGUGCCUGACAAGCUGGAGUGGGACCUACAGAGGCAUUUCACUGCUAACAGAAGGCCCUGCAAGCACUAUCUAUCUCAAUCCAGCCCAGCUACUAAAAGACAGCGGCCAUCCUCUGCCAUUCAGAGGCCAAUGGAUGGGAUGUGGCCCUCAAAGCCAGUGCUGUCCUCAUUGAGCAAACUUUGGGCAUUCUUACCAAGAAGAAAGGUUGGCCAAGAGGCAGAGUCAGUCUGUAAUAGAUCACUAAGUGCCAUCUUGAAAGUUACACCGUCUAAAAAGCCUGUAUAGCUACAUUAGGACGAUAGACUUCUGCUUACGUUUUCCAUCUUUAUUUUUCUAUUUGUUUCUAGUCUCUUCUAGUUGAAAUGAGAAGUUUCAAGACUUUCAAAUAUCACCAUAUGCACACCUCUGUUUGCAAAGAUCUCAGUCCUUAGCUGCUUCCUGCAUGUAGAUGUUGCUAUGUUCCUUGUGAGCUGCUUCCACCUUUGCAUGGAAAGGGUAGGCAAUGCUGUAGACUUCGCAACUUUGGGAAGAUGAUUUUCAUGCAGUGGGAAGUAUGCAGGACAAAGACUAUGAGCCUCUACCCUUUUUAGAUGAAGAUCUAACCCAGAGAUGCCACCCUGGGCCUAGAAAAUAAAAUUGAACUUUGUUA
Molecule: messenger RNA, 2774 nt
Organism: Strigops habroptila (Kakapo)
Lineage: Eukaryota; Metazoa; Chordata; Aves; Psittaciformes; Psittacidae
Gene: HTR4
Product: 5-hydroxytryptamine receptor 4
Exons: 7
Coding region: 282-1445 (387 amino acids)
Biological process (GO): regulation of appetite; adenylate cyclase-activating adrenergic receptor signaling pathway; chemical synaptic transmission
Cellular component (GO): plasma membrane
Molecular function (GO): G protein-coupled serotonin receptor activity
Source: RefSeq, a predicted model, not a curated record